AUGAUCUAUUGGGCAUCGUGCCGUGAGUGCAGACACACCGAGGGCUGCUUCUCAUCUGCGAUGCUCUCGAUGGCCAAGCUCCUCCCGCUCCUCGCGGCUUCGGCCUCGUCGUCGUCGUCCGUCGAGGUCGCCUUCUUCGGCGAGGCCCUGUGACCCGGGUGCCAGGCCUUCGUGCAGGGUCCCAUGAAGGACCUCAUGAUGGCCGAGGGCAUCGACGACGUGCUCGACUUCUCGCUCGUGCCCUGGGGCAACGCCUACGUCGCCUCGGCGACCUGCCCGACGACGUCGACGGAGGAGGGCUACGCGCUCUACAACGUCACGGCCCGCGAGUGCUGGAACGACAGGUGCGGCUCCGAGGGCUUCGACUGCUUCGCCGGCGAGUUCAUCUACCAGCACUCGCCGUCCGAGGGCCUCGCGGACCUCGUCGAGGCCUGCGCCGUCGACGCCUACCCGGAGCGCGCGAACUGGUGGCCCUUCGUCUACUGCUUCGAGGGCCUGAAGCUCAACUACUGCCCCUGCGGCGAGGCCUGCGACCUCGACGACUGCGACCUGCACUACACGGGCGCGCCGCAGAUCUACCUCAAGGACUACGCGCCCAGCGGCACGGAGGACGUGCCCUACAACAAGAGCGCCGCCGACGCCUACAUCGCCGACGCGGGCCGCCGGUGCGCGGGCACCGUGGGCCUCGACUGGGCGCCCGUCGCGAGCUGCGCGCUCGCGGACGCCGCGGACCCGACGUCCUGGCCGGGGGCGCGCGGCCUCGCGCUCGAGAAGGCCGCGGCCGAGAAGACGGCGGACCUCCAGCCCGAGCACGGCGGCGUGCCCUGGGUCGUCGUCGACGGGACGCCGCUGAGCAACACGACGGCGCUCCUCGCGACCGUCUGCGCGGCGGCCGAGGCCAAGGGCCUGCCCGCGCCGGCGGGCUGCGCCAAC
Molecule: messenger RNA, 933 nt
Organism: Aureococcus anophagefferens
Lineage: Eukaryota; Pelagophyceae; Pelagomonadales; Pelagomonadaceae
Product: selenoprotein
Exons: 1
Molecular function (GO): oxidoreductase activity, acting on a sulfur group of donors, disulfide as acceptor
Source: RefSeq, a predicted model, not a curated record